UGGCGGCGGAGGAGCUGGAGGUGCGAUGGCCGAGGGCAGCGCUGUGUCCGACCCUCAGCACGCCGCGCGCCUGCUGCGGGCGCUCAGCUCGUUCCGGGAGGAGGCGCGCUUCUGCGACGCGCACCUGGUCCUCGACGGCGAGGAGAUCCCGGUGCAGAAGAACAUCCUGGCGGCGGCCAGCCCGUACAUCAGGACAAAGUUAAACUAUAAUCCUCCCAAAGAUGACGGCUCCACUUACAAGAUUGAACUUGAAGGGAUAUCGGUAAUGGUUAUGAGAGAGAUCCUGGAUUACAUCUUCAGUGGGCAGAUCAGGCUAAAUGAAGAUACAAUCCAAGAUGUUGUACAGGCGGCCGACCUGCUGCUGCUGACGGACCUGAAAACCUUGUGCUGUGAGUUUUUGGAGGGCUGCAUUGCCGCGGAGAACUGCAUCGGCAUCCGCGACUUCGCGCUGCACUAUUGCCUGCACCAUGUGCAUUACCUGGCCACGGAGUACCUGGAGACUCACUUCCGAGAUGUCAGCAGCACAGAGGAGUUCCUGGAGCUGAGUCCGCAGAAGCUCAAAGAAGUGAUCUCUCUCGAGAAGCUCAAUGUUGGCAAUGAAAAAUACGUGUUUGAGGCGGUGAUUCGGUGGAUAGCGCAUGACACAGAGAUGAGAAAGGUCCACAUGAAGGAUGUCAUGUCAGCACUGUGGGUCUCAGGGCUGGACUCCAGCUACCUGCGGGAGCAGAUGCUGAAUGAGCCUUUGGUACGGGAAAUCGUCAAGGAGUGCAGCAACAUCCCGCUCAGCCAGCCGCAGCAGGGGGAGGCCAUGCUGGCCAGCUUCAAGCCGAGGGGCUACUCAGAGUGCAUAGUGACCAUUGGAGGGGAGGAAAGAGUUUCACGGAAACCCACGGCCGCCAUGCGAUGUAUGUGCCCUCUCUACGACCCUAAUCGGCAGCUGUGGAUCGAACUGGCCCCUCUGAGCAUGCCCAGAAUUAACCAUGGCGUUCUCUCAGCAGAAGGGUUUUUGUUUGUGUUGGGGGGCCAAGACGAAAAUAAGCAGACACUGAGCUCGGGAGAGAAGUACGACCCAGACGCCAACACGUGGACUCCUCUCCCGCCCAUGAAUGAGGCAAGACACAACUUUGGGAUCGUGGAGAUAGAUGGGAUGCUGUACAUCCUUGGAGGGGAGGAUGGUGACCGGGAGUUGAUUUCCAUGGAGUGUUAUGAUAUUUAUUCAAAAACCUGGACAAAGCAACCUGACUUGACCAUGGUUAGAAAGAUUGGCUGCUAUGCAGCUAUGAAAAAGAAAAUCUAUGCCAUGGGUGGAGGAUCAUAUGGAAAAUUGUUUGAGUCUGUGGAGUGUUACGAUCCCCGGACCCAGCAGUGGACUGCCAUAUGUCCACUGAAAGAGAGGAGGUUUGGAGCAGUGGCCUGCGGUGUUGCCAUGGAGCUGUAUGUAUUCGGAGGCGUCAGAAGUCGAGAGGACAUCCAGGGCAGUGAGAUGGUCACCUGCAAGUCUGAGUUCUAUCACGACGAGUUUAAGAGGUGGAUCUAUCUUAACGAUCAGAACCUAUGCAUUCCUGCCAGUUCAUCCUUUGUGUAUGGCGCUGUCCCCAUAGGAGCCAGUAUUUAUGUUAUCGGAGACCUUGACACAGGUACCAACUAUGACUACGUGCGUGAGUUUAAGAGAAGCACGGGCACCUGGCACCACACGAAGCCACUCCUGCCAUCCGACCUUCGGCGCACAGGCUGCGCAGCUUUGCGCAUCGCCAACUGCAAGCUCUUCCGUCUGCAGCUGCAGCAAGGCUUGUUCCGCAUCCGGGUCCAUUCCCCUUGAAGAGGAAGAGGAGCCAAAAGCGAGGUCCUGCCCCAAGCGCAUCUCGUGGCUGGUCGUCAGCAAGCACAGAGAAGCAGCUCCAUCUUGCUGUGUGCUGGGCAUCAGUAUGGUUACUCUUCGGUGGUUUUUUAAUGCUUAGAAACUUGGGCUUCUGCUCUUGUUUGGAGACCAUGUAACUGUUGAAAAACUACCCGGGAGGAAUCAGUUCCUCCAGCCCGAUGCGUUUGUAAACCGUGGAGGCUAGUGAAUGUCAAAAGGAGGGAGUGGGGGGUUGGUGUCAUGUGAAAUAUCAGAGUUAAAGCCCUAAGGUGCGUAUUCCCAGAAGGGAACUCUUACCUAACUGACUGUGUCCCAGUGUAUGUGGCUGAGGUAGACAAACAACAGAACCCAUAUAUGCAAGCCAACAUCCCCAGCACACAAGGCUGUCCUUGUAUGGUGUGGAGGGGUAGAUGCCUAACCACACUCAGUAAACUGAGGUUUGUGCCAGUUAGUUCCCAUUUAUUACUAGUCCUCUGUCUUAAGAUUCUUUAAGAACUAUAUUCUGAUGCACUGAGACUGAGAUAAAACUCCUCUCUGACAACAAUCUUUCAGUUGCCCAAAGAGCUCAAGUCCGCAGCCCCAUAUGAGCUUAAAGGAAUCGCUCGCUAUAAAAGACCCUGCGUUCUGAGAGAGUUCUGGGGGCGCUGUGAGCUUGGGAGGGAGCGUGUACCAUUCUUUCUUUCUACCUGGAAAAGCAAACUCCAGGCUGGUAGCACAGAGGAGACUUCAGAGUGGAGCAAAUGACAGAGGUCUGCUGCAACUCAAAACACAAAAAAGCUGUCCAGGUGACGUCCAUAGGAAUCAAACCUUCUUCUACCUUGUCGGAAAGCACACGAAGUCCUGUUUACUGCUGCUUAGACAUUACAAACUUAUCUUCGAAUGCAGGUGUGUUUGGAAUCUCGUCUUUGUAACAGGCUGCCCCCAAAGCCGUUCUCUGGUAGUUUUAGAUGACUUUCACUCCCAGUAAUGUUUGGCUGGUAGAAUAAACUACCUCAACUUAAUUUCAUUCUGUUCCCGUUAGUGCCCUCUUCCUUUCUCCCUCCUUCCCCAUCACUCAUUGCCACUUCCGCCCUCCUUCCCAUUUCCCAUUAGUAAAAACAAACCAAUCUUUAGUUGGUGGAAUUUAUCUCAUAAGAUACUGUUUUCCAUUCAGAUUAUGCCCCCUUGGUGUGAAGUCAGGGACUGGAGUGUACUCCAUUACUUGAUAGUGUGAGUUGUAUGCAAUAUCAAACUUCUAGUCAACUUGAUACAGAGUUCCUCGUUUCUAAUUGUUUUCUACAAGUUUCUUUCUUGGCUAGAAGAGGCAACAUUGUAUCUUAGUGAUUGCUAAAUGUAUAAGUACAUCCUUUGGUUAUAAAUUGGAGAACAGGAAUUUCUUCUAGAAACUUCCUACGUGAGAUGUUUAUAUGCAAUUAAAUUGCAUAUGAAACAUUAAUCCUCUUUCCCCCCGCCUGUGGACCUGAAAAGGCAUGGCUUCUCCGCAGGGAUUUUCCUAUACCUGUCUCGAGUGGUCGGCAUUAUAAAAAGUUGGGGAGAAGAACCCGGAGGGUGGGUGUAAAAAGGGCUGGGCGUGGCUUCCUAACUCAGCUGUGGCCAGAAGCAACUUGGCAAGAGAAGGUCUAAGUUUUUAUCCUUUGCUCUAGGCCGGAUGUGCCACACAUCCACGCCAUCCCAUCCAGUCACAUUUAUUGUCAGUCAGUGGAUUAUGUUGCAUAUCAGCCAUGUUGCUUUCCAUCGAGGAAGCCACAGCAGAGAAAUUGCCAGAAGGGCGAGUUGACUUUGGUGAAAUACCUGCACAGGACAGAGCCAUGGCCUGCCAGAGCAGAGAGAAACCGACGCAGGACAGCUGUGGUAACUGCUCUGUUUUGGUUUUUAUUUGUUGUGUUGUUGUUGUUUAUUUGUUUGUUUAAACUCCUGAAGUUUAAAAUUCUCAGUGUGCUUCAGGCCUCUCCAAGGAGACAGUUCCUUGUUUAGAGUCAUGGGUCCAAUAGUGAUGUCACUAGUGCCUGUUGACUUGGUCAGUUCACUUAAACAAACAAACAAACAAACAAACGGGUUUUCACUUCAGUUCAUUGACACUAUGGCUGCAGAAAUUAAUGUUUUAUAAAAUAAAUUUGCAGCUUAAUAUGGGAUGCAAUAACAAAAGCUGCUAAGUGCCAAACUGUUAUUUUUAGGGGUGUGUGUGUGUGUGUGUGUGUGUGUGAGAGAG
Molecule: messenger RNA, 4067 nt
Organism: Microtus oregoni (creeping vole)
Lineage: Eukaryota; Metazoa; Chordata; Mammalia; Rodentia; Cricetidae
Gene: Gan
Product: gigaxonin
Exons: 11
Coding region: 26-1819 (597 amino acids)
Biological process (GO): cytoskeleton organization
Molecular function (GO): protein binding
Source: RefSeq, a predicted model, not a curated record